CGUGUUCCCGUGUUGACCAAUCGGGUUCGUAGUUUUACUUCCGCUUUGAGAGUUGUGCGGGAAGUUUGGAGCUGUGAAGCGCUUGUGUUUAUUUGCAAUUCAUCUUGUGUUCCGUGCAGAUUCAGAUGCCGCCCAAAGCCAAAGCAGCCGGUAAAGCCAGAGCGCCAGCGAAGAGGAAGCUGGCUGAGGAGUUUCCCCCCGGAGAGGUUCUGACAGACACAGCGAAAAAAAGCUGGAAGCUCGGGAAGCCCGUUGGUCAGGGAGGCUUUGGACUGUUGUAUCUGGCAAGCGACGAUACGUCAAAGGCUGUCAGAGACGACGCGCCUUACGUCAUCAAAGUGGAGCCAAGCGACAACGGCCCUCUCUUCUCCGAGCUGAAGUUUUACAUGCGAGCCGCCAAACCCGAUCUAAUCGGCACUUGGAUAAAGUCGCGGAAACUGAAAUACUUAGGGGUGCCAAAAUAUUGGGGCUCAGGACUUCACGAGAACGGAGGAAAGAGGUACAGGUUCAUGGUCAUGGACCGAUUCGGGACGGAUCUACAGAAGAAGUUCGAGGAAAGUGGCAAGAAAUUUCCACGGAAGUUGGUUCUUCAGCUGGGCCUCAGACUUCUCGACAUCCUCGAGUACGUCCACGAGCACGAAUACGUCCACGCCGACAUUAAAGCCUCCAACCUGCUGCUUUCCCAUAAGAACCCCAACCAGGUUUACUUGGUGGAUUACGGACUGGCCUACAGAUUCUCACCGGAAGGUGUGCCGAAGGAAUACAAAGAGGACCCGAAGAGAUGCCACGACGGGACCAUCGAGUUCACCAGCAUCGAUGCACAUCAUGGAGUUUCUCCCUCCAGAAGAGGCGACCUGGAAAUCUUGGGUUACUGCAUGAUCCAGUGGCUGUGCAGCCGCCUGCCCUGGGAGGAUAAACUCAAGGACCCGGUUUACGUCAGAGACUCUAAAAUACGAUGUCGCAACAAUGUCAGAGAGUUCAUGAAGAGCUGUUUCAUCGCAGGACACGACCCAGAGGAAAUGAUAAAGUUCAUGGAGGAGGUGAAGACGCUGGGUUACACGGAAAAACCCGACUACACGAAGCUACGCAGCAUUUUGCAGCACGGACUGAAAAGCAUCGGCGCCACAGACGACGACAAGCUGGACUUCGCAGCGUCCGUGUCCGACGCCGGACCGUCGUCGGUCAAGACUCCUAAGCGGAAGAAAGCCGCAGAAAAAGAGACGUCUAACGACGAAACACCAGCAAAGAAGAGACGUCCGGCUCAGAAGAAGGAGAACGGAGUGAAGAAGAAGACGACCGUGAAUAAGUCCAGUCCGACCAAGCGCUUCGUCGACUCGGGGACACAGACGUCCCCUGCGGCGGCGACGGUGGAAGCGAAGAGAGGCAGAGGCAGGCCCAAAAAGACCGCAUAGCUCUCCUCUUUUUAAACUGCUACAACUUCUUUUUAACACUUUAUUUUUUUUCUCUAGAUUAUUUCCUAGCUGUACAUUUUUUUUCCUUUCUUUUUUUUUUUCAGGAUGUUGGGUACAUUCUAAGUAAAAUAAUAAAUAACAAAAAAAAAAGUACGCUUGCUGUGAGUAGCGAGUUAUUUUCAUCCCCUUUGUAAUGGCUUGAAUAAUCAGGCCCGUGCCGCCGAGGUCCGGAGGGGAUUACUUUGCCCUCGAUAAGGGAAUCCCCAAAGGAGCUCGCCGAGUGCCGACUCUUUCCACGUCGCAUCCGACUCCUUUCUCGUCUCAGAAUGAAAGGCAAGGUGCGUCUCUCUCUCUCUUUCUCUCUCUCUCUCUCUCUAUAUAUAUAUAUAUCUGUCUCUCUCUCUCUCUCUGCUCUUUGAUCCCGGAGCUGAGACGCUCUUCAGGGAAAAAGGCUGCGUGCGUGUGCGCCAUACCUUUCCUCUCUUCCGCCAUUUGAUCAGGAGAAGACAAAAGGCGAACACUUGGGUCCCGCUGUUUGUCGCUCCUCGUGCUCGAGUCUUCCCUUUCCCGCUUCCUCACAGAGCCAUCAUUAAAAGUUAGUUGUGGGCGUGUUACUCAGGAUUGCGUCUCGUCGUAACUUUGGUAGUGGGUUUGAUCGCAGGCAGAGAAUGUUUUUAUGGCUAAGCACCAUCUUUCUGACAUUGAAAGGGCAAAGCAUAACUCGGAGAAAACAGAUCAAAAAACGGCUGCGGUGUGAAUAAAGGUAAAAGAAGUGCGUGCAGAGUUUGUCACUCCGGAUUGAGAUUUGUGGAACAUUUUUUAUUUAUUUUUAUUUUUUUUCCUGAAUAUUAAUGCAUCGAAUGCAGAUAACAAGUGACGAGAGAUAUAUUUAGGUUGGUCGACUAUUUCCUCCUAUUCCUCAAAAUUACAAUCGUAAUUAAGUCGAGACUAAACGAAUCGAAAUCCAACUGAUGGAAAACUAUCCCUCAUAGUAAAAAAAAAGCUUUUCUUUUAAGAAUUUACUUAAAAUUUUGACGUUUGCCCUAAAAUCGAAAAAGAAUCAUUUGACGUGAUAGACUCAGAAUCGACUCACAGUUUGAAUCAGAAUUUGAAAAACGUUAAACAUCUUGUGGAACCCGAUCGAUCUGGAACUGUGCUUGAAAAAAGAAAGAAAAAAAAAAAACUAAGCC
Molecule: messenger RNA, 2602 nt
Organism: Tachysurus vachellii
Lineage: Eukaryota; Metazoa; Chordata; Actinopteri; Siluriformes; Bagridae
Gene: vrk1
Product: VRK serine/threonine kinase 1
Exons: 13
Coding region: 126-1412 (428 amino acids)
Biological process (GO): signal transduction; peptidyl-serine phosphorylation
Cellular component (GO): cytoplasm; nucleus
Molecular function (GO): protein serine/threonine kinase activity; ATP binding
Source: RefSeq, a predicted model, not a curated record